UUGACUCGGGACGGGGGGCUGGGAUCCGUAAUAUCCCGACUUUCCAUAUUUUCUAUUUUGUUAGCGUUCGCGCGGCCGCCUGUCCUCACGCGCCGCGCCCCGGCCCGGUCCUGUCCUGUCCCGUCCCGUCGUGUCCGGUCCGGUCCCGUCCGGUCCUGUCCGGGUCCUGGUUCCGGAGCGGGUUGAUGCAGGUUGACGGGGAUAAAUCGGCGCUAUAAUCUGCUGCUUCCCUGGGAGACGCGCACGGAGCGGCCGGUGCGCGUCCCCGGCAGGAAGAGCCGCGCAGGGAUUUGAGUGAUUCCGCUCAUCCGGAGGUUUUCAUGUCAUCAUGUGGAGCCGCUCGGUCCACCUGCACCGGUAGAACCGGAACCGGCCCCGGUCCAGCCUCACCUGGAGCUGCUCCUCCGCCGCUGCAUCAUCCUCAUGAGAACACUCCCGCAGGUCAUCUCCUGUGAGCGGGACCCUCCAGUCCUCCGCUCUGACCUCAGCGGGCUUUUUACUGCUUUUUAUUUUUCCUCCGGUCCCUCACAGCGUCCGUGGACCCGCACUGACCUUAUUCUCACUCACGGCACAUUCUGCUCUGUGAUAUUCGCCUGUUUCAGUCGCGACUGGCUGUGAUAUUCGUCUGUAAUUAGCCUUGUGGAUUUCACCCCAGGACUGCUGUAGAUCCGCUCCCACAAAUGCUAUUGAUUGCCAAUCAGCCUCCUUCCAUGGCCUUCCGCUUCCAGCCUGUCCCUCUGCAGCCAGGGCAAACAUAUUUCACUUUAAAAGUAUUUAUUUAAAUGUAAAUAUUUAUAGUAGAAUUAAUCAAUUGUUUGUAAUUUAUUUAAAUUUAAAUAUUUAUUUAUAAGAAAAUAUAUUUUGUAUGUUGGUACAUGCAGAUAGAUCUCGUCUGAACAGGUUAGUGUUUAUGAUAAAAAAAAAUAUAUAUAUUAUUAUUAUUAUUAUAGCCUAAGUGUCUGGUGAGCUUUGAGUUCAGCUGCUCUUCAUAAAGGUGGAAAAAAAAAAAUCAGAAUUAAAGCUGCAAAGCAAAACUUUGCACGCUGGCGCCCUCGAGUGUUAGCAGAAGGGAACUGCAGCCUGCCCACAAACCACUUGAAGUGUCUUCUUAGUGCGUGUGUGUGUGUGUGUGUGUGUGUGUGUGUGUGUGGGCUGGAGGACGCAGUGCUGAAUUUCAUUGUUGGAUCAGUCACUUCCUGUUUGGAGAACGGCGAGGAGCUCCAGCGUGCAGCGUCGGCGGGGAUGGGACGCUGUGCUCGGCUGCAGCAUCACUUCCUGCUCUCUCUGAGACGCCGCCUGCAGCCGGGCCGUGACCCUCUGAUGUGAUCUGGGCGGGACGUCCUGACGUGGCUCACAUGUCGGACAAGACGGCGCCUCGCUGCCAGCUGCGGCUGGAGUGGAUCCACGGCUACCGAGGCCACCAGUGCCGCAACAACCUGUACUACACCGCCGGCAAGGAGAUCGUGUACUUCGUGGCCGGGGUGGGCGUGGUCUACAACACCCGAGAACACACCCAGAAGUUUUACCUGGGGCACAACGAUGACAUCAUCAGCCUGGCCAUCCAUCCAGAUAAGAUCCAGGUGGCGACGGGUCAGGUGGGGAAGGAGCCCUUCAUCUGUAUCUGGGACACGUACGGCAUGCAGACCGUGUCCAUCCUGCGAGACGUGCACACGCACGGCGUCGCCUGCCUCGCCUUCGACUCUGACGGACAGAGGCUGGCGUCGGUCGGCCUGGACGCGAAAAACACCGUGUGUGUUUGGGACUGGAGGAGAGGCCGAGUCCUCGCCACGGCAACGGGACACUCAGACAGAAUCUUCGACAUCUCCUGGGAUCCGUUUCUGCCGAGCCGAUUGGUCAGCUGUGGAGUCAAACACAUCAAGUUCUGGACGCUGUGUGGGAACGCCCUCACUCCGAAGAGGGGGAUAUUUGGGAAGACGGGCGACUUGCAGACGAUUCUGUGUCUGGCGGCGGCGAAAGACGAGGUGACGUACUCCGGAGCUCUGAACGGAGACGUUUACGUCUGGAGAGGAAUCACUCUGGUCCGAACGGUGCAGGCUGCACACGGGGCAGGGAUCUUCAGCAUGCACGCCUGUGAGGAAGGCUUCGCCACUGGAGGAAGAGACGGCUGCGUGCGGCUUUGGGACGUCGACUUCAAACCGAUCACCAAGAUCGACCUGAGAGAGGCCGAGCAGGGCUACAAAGGUCUGUCGAUCCGCAGUGUGUGCUGGAGGGCCGACAGGAUCCUGGCCGGCACUCAGGACAGUGAGAUAUUCGAGGUCAUGGUGCGAGAUCGGGACAAACCGGCGCUGCUGAUGCAGGGUCACAGUGAGGGCGAGCUGUGGGCGCUGGACCUGCACCCCAAGCAGGCUGUCGCCGUCACCGGGAGCGACGACCGCUCCGUCAGGUUGUGGAGUCUUCCUGACCACACCCUCCUGGCUCGCUGUAACAUGGAGGAAGCCGUCCGCAGCGUUUCCUUCAACAACGACGGCUCUCAGCUGGCGCUGGGCAUGAAGGACGGCUCCUUCACCGUGCUGCGUGUCAGAGACAUGACGGAGGUGGUGCACAUCAAGGACAGGAAGGAAGUGAUCCACGAGCUGAAGUUCUCUCCGGACGGCUCCUUCCUGGCAGUCGGCUCCAACGACGGGCUGGUGGACAUUUACGCCGUCAGCCAGCGCUACAAGAAGGUGGGCGAGUGCAGCCGCUCCACGUCCUUCAUCACCCACCUGGACUGGUCAGUGGACAGCCGCUUCCUGCAGACCAACGAUGGCAACGGAGAGAGGCUGUUCUACAAGAUGCCAGCGGGGAAGCUGCUGCCGAAGGAGGAAGCCAAGGGGAUCCACUGGAUGACCUGGACGUGUGUCAUCGGGCCGGAGGUCAACGGCAUCUGGCCCAAAUACUCCAACAUGACUGAUGUCAACUCUGUCGACGCCAACUACAGCAGUGCCGCGCUCGUGACCGGAGAUGACUUUGGCCUCGUCAAACUUUUCAGGUUUCCCUGCCUGAAAAAAGCGGCUAAAUUCAAGAAGUACAUUGGUCACUCUGCACACGUGACCAACGUGCGCUGGUCCAGUGACCUGCAGUGGGUGGUGAGCACCGGGGGGGCCGACCAUGCCGUCUUCCAGUGGAGGUUUCUGCCUGAAGGCGUGAUGAACGGCGUCCUGGAGCCGCUGCUGCAAGAGGGUUACGCCGACUCCAACAGCGGAGAGUCCGACUCUGACGUGUCCGACGUCCCGGAGCUCGACUCCGAUAUCGAACAGGAAGCUCAGACCAACUACGAACGCCAGGUUUAUAAGGAGGAUCUGCCUCAGCUGAAGAAGAAGCUGAUUGGCUCGCUGAAGCGUCAGAAAGCUCCGGAGGAGGGGCUUCGGCUGCAGUUUGUUCACGGGUACCGCGGCUGUGACUGUCGGAACAACCUGUUCUACAGCCAGGCGGGGGAGGUGGUGUACCACGUGGCCGCCGUCGCCGUCGUCUACAACCGCCUGCAGCACAGCCAGCGCUUCUACCUCGGCCACGACGACGACAUCCUCAGCCUCACCGUGCACCCGCUGAAGGACUUCGCCGCCUCCGGACAGGUUGGGAGGGACCCUGCCAUCCACGUUUGGGACAUCCAGACUCUGAAGUGUCUGUCUCUGCUGAAGGGCCAUCACAGCAGAGGGGUGUGUGCCUUAGAGUUCACAGUGGACGGGAAGAGCCUCGUCUCCGUGGGAAUCGACGAGCAUCACUCCAUCGUCAUCUGGGACUGGAAGAAGGGAGAGAGGCUGGCCAAAGCAAGGGGGCAUAAGGACAAGAUCUUCGUGGUGAAGAGCAACCCGUUCCGCAUGGACAAGCUGGUCAGCGUGGGCAUGAAGCACAUCAAGUUCUGGCAGCACUCAGGUGGCGGCCUGACGUUCAAGAGGGGGAUCUUCGGGAACCUGGGGAAGCAGGAGACGAUGAUGUCGGCGUGCUACGGCCGCUCGGAGGACCUGGUGUUCUCCGGAGCGACCAACGGAGACGUUUACAUCUGGAGGGACACCACGCUCAUCAAGACCAUCAAGGCCCACGACGGGCCCGUGUUCGCCAUGUGCUCCCUGGACAAGGGUUUUGUGACGGGGGGGAAGGACGGCAUCGUGGAGCUCUGGGACGACAUGUUCGAGAGAUGUCUGAAGACGUACGCCAUCAAGAGAGCCGCUCUCUCACCUUCCUCUAAAGGCCUGCUGCUGGAGGACAACCCGUCCAUCCGGGCCAUCACUCUGGGACACGGUCACAUCCUGGUGGGAACCAAGAACGGAGAAAUCCUGGAGAUCGACAAGAGCGGCCCGAUGACGCUGCUGGUCCAGGGUCACAUGGAGGGCGAGGUGUGGGGUUUAGCGGCUCACCCUCUGCUUCCUGUCUGCGCCACCGUCAGCGACGAUAAAACUCUGCGCAUCUGGGAGCUCUCAGCCAAUCACCGCAUGGUGGCCGUCCGCAAGCUGAAGAAAGGCGGCCGGUGCUGUGCCUUCUCUCCGGACGGGAAGGCCCUGGCCGUGGGUCUGAACGACGGCAGCUUCCUGGUGGUGAACGCCGACACGCUGGAGGACAUGGUGACCUUCCACCACCGCCGGGAGCUCAUCUCCGACAUUCGCUUCUCCCAAGAUGCAGGGAAGUACCUGGCCGUGGCCUCCCAUGAUUCCUUUGUGGACAUUUACAACGUCCUGACCAGCAAGAGAGUCGGCAUCUGUAAAGGAGCGAGCAGCUACAUCACACACAUCGACUGGGACACCCGGGGAAAGCUUCUGCAGGUCAACACCGGAGCCAAGGAGCAGCUUUUCUUCGAGGCGCCACGAGGACGGAAACAAACCAUCAACGCCUGCGAGUUUGAGAAGGUGGACUGGGCCAGCUGGACUUCAGUCCUCGGUCCGACCUGCGAGGGGAUCUGGCCGACGCUCAGCUUCGUCAACGCCGCUUCGCUCACUAAAGACCGGAAGCUGCUCGCCACCGGAGACGACUUCGGCUUCCUGAAGCUGUUCAGCUACCCGUCCCGGGGCCAGUUCGCCCGCUUUAAGAAGUACGUGGGUCACAGCGUCAACGUGACCAACGUCCGCUGGUCCAACGACGACUCGGUGCUGCUGUCGGUGGGCGGGGCCGACACGGCGCUCAUGAUCUGGAGCCGCGAGCCGCCGGGACACAAAGAGAGCAAAGCCGUGGACAGCGAGGAGUCGGACGACGACGCCGAGGAGGACGGAGGUUACGACAGCGACGUCGCCCGGGAGAAGACGGUGGACUACGUCACCAAGAUCUACUCUGCCAGCAUCAGGAACAUGUCAGGAACCAAACCCCACCUGCAGCACAAGGAGCUUCCCGUGGAGGAGAAGCCUCCUGUGAGCCGAGCCGCUCCGCUGCCGGAGAAACUGCUCAAGAACAACGUGACCAAGAAGAAGAAGGUGGUCGAGGAGCUGCUGCUGGACCACGUGUUCGGCUACAGAGGCUUCGACUGUCGAAACAACCUGCAUUACCUCAACGACGGAGCCGACAUCAUCUUCCACACCGCCGCCGCCGUCGUCAUCCAGAACCUCUCCGCUGGAACUCAGAGUUUCUACUUGGAGCACACGGACGACAUUCUGUGUCUGACCGUCAAUCAACACCCAAAGUACCAGAACGUCAUCGCCACGGGACAGAUCGGCGACCUCACUGACCUGCCAGAGGCUGAACUGUGUGGCCUCGCCCCGUCCAUCCACGUGUGGGACGCCAUGACCAAACAAACCCUGUCCAUCCUGCGCUGCUCCCACGCGAAGGGCGUCGGCUACGUGAACUUCAGCGCCACGGGGAAGCUGCUGCUGUCGGUGGGCGUGGAGCCUGAGCACACCAUCACCGUGUGGAGGUGGCAGGAAGGCACCAAGGUGACCAGCAAGGGCGGCCACGCCGAGCGGAUCUUCGUGGUGGAGUUCCGGCCGGACUCCGACACCCAGUUCGUGUCGGUGGGAAUCAAACACAUCAAGUUCUGGACGCUGGUGGGCGGGUCGCUCAUGUACAAGAAAGGCGUGAUCGGCUCGGUGGAGGACGGGCGCAUGCAGACCAUGCUGUCUGUGGCUUUCGGUGCUAACAACCUGACCUUCACCGGUGCUAUAAACGGAGACGUGUACGUCUGGAGGGAGCACUUCCUGGUUCGCGUGGUGGCGAAGGCGCACAGCGGCCCGGUCUUCACCAUGUACACCACGCUGCGGGACGGGCUCAUCGUCACCGGGGGGAAGGAGCGCCCGACUAAAGAGGGCGGGGCUGUGAAGCUGUGGGACCAGGAGAUGAAGAGGUGCAGAGCGUUCCAGCUGGAGACGGGCCAGCCGGUGGAGAACGUCAGAUCUGUCUGCAGAGGGAAGGGUAAAAUCCUGGUGGGAACCAAAGACGGGGAGAUCAUCGAGGUCGGAGAGAAGAACGCAGCGUCCAACACGAUGAUCAACGGACACACUCAGGGAGGAAUCUGGGGUUUGGCGACUCACCCCUUCAAAGACGUCUUCAUCUCCGCCAGCGACGACGGCACCAUCCGGAUCUGGGACCUGGCUGACAAGAAACUCCUGAACAAGGUGAGUCUGGGUCAUCCGGCCAAGUGCACAGCCUACAGCCCCAACGGCGAGAUGGUCUCCAUCGGCAUGGAGAACGGAGAGUUCAUCGUCCUGCUGGUCAACUCGCUCACCGUCUGGGGCAAGAAGAGGGACCGCAACGUCGCCAUCCAGGACAUACGGUUCAGCCCAGACAAUCGGCUCCUGGCGGUGGGUUCAGUGGAGAGCGCCGUGGAUUUCUACGAUCUGUCCUUGGGACCGUCACUCAACCGGAUCGGCUACUGUAAGGACAUCCCCGGCUUCGUCAUCCAGAUCGACUUCUCCGCCGACAACAAGCAUCUCCAGGUCUCCACCAGCAGCUACACCCGACAAGUCCACGAGGUUCCCUCAGGGAAGAUCGUCACAGAGCAGUCCGUCAUAGACCGGAUCACCUGGGCUACCUGGACCAGCGUCCUGGGAGAUGAAGUUCUCGGCGUUUGGCCUCGUAAUGCGGAGAAGGCAGACGUUAACUGUGCUUGUGUUUCUCACGCUGGCCUCAACCUGGUGACCGGAGACGACUUCGGCCUCAUCAAGCUCUUUGAUUUCCCAUGCUUGGAAAAAUUUGCAAAACACAAGCGUUACUUCGGCCACUCUGCUCACGUGACAAACAUUCGCUUCUCGUGCGAUGAUAAGUACGUCAUCAGCGCCGGCGGCAGCGACUGCAGUUUGUUUGUGUGGAAGUGCCAGUGAGGCAGCGCUCCACCCUCCUCGUCCUGUAAUGCUGCAUUUCUCACUGCUGCACCUCAAACCCUUUACCUGGAGAACCGACGGAACGCCUGCUGCCCCGUCCCGUCCCGUCCGUCCCGUCCGUCCCGUCCACUCAACGAUCCAAAUGAAUCCUCAAGUCUAAAAAUGUAUUAUAUCUGCAAACCAGAGCGAGGGAGCUGCUCGGCGUUCAGUGUCCCGCUGAAGGAGCCCUGGCUGCCAGAGGGAGCGAACCUGCGGCGCUUUCAACACGGGACGUCCUGUCUGAAGCCCUCCUGCCAUUCCUAUUGAAGUUAACAGUACUGUCUUUUAUUGUGGUACAUGAUCUUGUAACAUAGAGCAUCUGUGGAGGUACAUCAGAUGUGUUUUUUUUUUUUUUUUUGUGUACGGCUGAAGAAAAUAUCUUUGUAUCGCAGGUCUUUGUGUUGUAAAAGUCUGUUUAUUGCAUUAGAGUUGUACAGAAAAAGCCAAAAUAUGAGAAAAAGUGCAGUUUUACACGACGUAACCUCUCUUAAAGAAGACAAAAAACAAAACUAGUAGCUGUCUGAUGUAGCCGGUGUUUCUCAGUGUUGUUGACUUCCAUGGGUUUGUGCCUUCCACUGAACUCUUACCAAACAUUUGAUAAGUUAUUAUUUAUAACUGUGGUGCUAUGAAACAUGUUACUAUAGGGCUUUUGUAGUGGAUGAUGAAUAUUAUUUGUGUUGUUUUUUAAAUCCUGUACUGUAUGACACGGCAGGGCUCGUGCACACAGAGGACGCUCAGAGACACGACGCUACCCGAUCUCUCUGCUGUAUCACGGAAGGUUUUUUAAUCUGAAAUCAUAAAUCCGACUGUCACUCUGAUUAAACUCUGUCAUCUGGAUUUGUUUAUCGCUCCUUGACGUCGUAAAUCUGCUCAACAUCAGACAAAUCGUCCCGUCUGCGUUGCAGGAUUUGCGGAGUUUUACUGCGACGGCCCGACGCUGAAACGAUCUCCAGACCACACGGGGGCGACGUUGUGCCCCCCCCUCCCCACGCUGACUUCCAGCGAGCCGCAGACCGGCCUGAGCGACCGCGAUGUCAACAGAUAUUUCACUUUGUCUUUGAAAAAGCAUUUAAACUCCAGAAAUCUGAUCCAGCAUGACUGAGCUGACCUUCACAUGAACCAUUUUAAAUAUAGUGUCGUUUUUUAAAUGAAUGGUAUGGUCAUUUUUUUUUUUCCUAAUUUCUUCAUCACCCCCCGGCAGUCGAAGGGUUAAACAGUCUGAGCUCUGAGGUUCAAGCAGAGAGAAGAAAAUGUUCAGUUUCUGCCUCCUGACGGUUUCUAGAGAAUUUCCUGACAGUGGAUAUUAGCAAAUAAUGAGACUAUAUUUAAAAAUAUGAUAAAACUAUAUUUCUAAGGAUUAAAAUGAUCUAUUUACAGGUCAGAUCAGUGAUGCCGCAUCAGACUCGUUAAACUGUUAAACUGUAUCUUAUUUUGAAAACCACAGAUCUGAUGCAUCCGUCUGACGAUGCUGUGUGUGUGUGUGUGUGUGUGUGUGAUCAGGGGCGGCGUUCAAACAGCGAGCGUCCGGUGUUCAUCAGAAAAGCACGAGCACCGGCAGCACCUUGUGGCUGAAAGCGGCGAGACGCAGCGCUAACAAGGCGUCCGUCUGGGACGCGUUUACGCCACGAGACAGUUUGAGACGAUCUGCCCCGUCCUCUGUGUCCCGGAGCCGCGCCGCCGGCCAGGCCCCGUGCCGCCUCGCCGCCGCGCCGGGCCUCAUGUCAGCCCCCUGAAACCUGAGAGGAAAUCAGCAGGUUCCUGUGCGAAACACCAGGAAUUUAGCCAAGUAACAAUAAACGACCAGAGACUUAAAUUAGUUUAAACAAAAAAUUAGCAAAAAAAAUAAAAAAUAAGAAAAUGAUCAGAAAAUUUGAAAAAAAAAAAAAAAAAAUCAGUAGUAAAUGACAAGAAAAUUAUUACAAAAUCAGCCCCAAAUAAUUUAUAAUAUUAGCAAAUUAGGGAGAAAAAAGUAGGUAAGAAUUUACCAAAACACUUAUUAUUAUUAUUAUUAUUAUUUGAGCGAACCUGAUGACGCUACAGGCGAAACGUGUUGUUCACUCGAAAUAAAAGCUCAGUAAAGUCAACAUGAUGUGCAGUAGCCUGUUACUCACUUUAAUGAUACUAUUAUUAUUGUUAUUAUUAUUAUUAUUAUUAUUAUUAUUAUCAUGAUCACAUAUUUUUAAAAAGUUAUGACAAGAAAAACAAUAUAAAUGGGAUAAAAAGCACUGUAAAAAAAAUCACCUACAAAAAGAAAAAGGUGGAUUUUGCUCAGACAGCCCACCGGCUCCUGGGCUUCAAAGGGUUAAAGGGACAUUACAACCAAAACGGUUUGCUGUGAGGCGCCCAGCGAGCCGGCGAGGGGGGCGGAGCUUGGCGGCGUGUCUGAGCCAGCAGGGCGUGGCGUCGUCCGCCCGCCGGCUUUACGCUUCUGCAGUUUGGAAAGAGAAACGUUUGUGAUGUGUUCUGAUGUUCUCAUGCUGAAGAGUGGAACUUCACUUCAGGGCUUCGGCGAGAGGGGGACGGAAUAAAGUGGUGCACAAAACAGCAAUAAAAGCGCCUCUCCUCUUA
Messenger RNA from Myripristis murdjan (pinecone soldierfish), 9845 nucleotides. RefSeq names its product echinoderm microtubule-associated protein-like 6. The coding region runs from base 1356 to 7238 and encodes 1960 amino acids. Gene Ontology annotation, molecular function: microtubule binding. The record is from RefSeq and is a predicted model, not a curated record. The transcript is spliced from 43 exons. NCBI's taxonomy places the organism in Eukaryota, Metazoa, Chordata, Actinopteri, Holocentriformes, Holocentridae.